Molecule: messenger RNA, 2022 nt
Organism: Closterium sp. Naga37s-1
Lineage: Eukaryota; Viridiplantae; Streptophyta; Zygnematophyceae; Desmidiales; Closteriaceae
Source: the annotation of a GenBank genome assembly
AUGCCCGCAGGUCCCACGUAUCGCAGCAUCUACGCCAAGGAUGCGUACGCCGACCUGGGGCUCGGGGUUGACACCAUUGCGUACCUCGACCUGACCCCAGUCAUCGACACCAUGUGGAGCCUCUUCACGGCCUCUGUGUAUAGAUUCGGCGACAACAAGUUUCUGGGGAAGCGCUCGAUCGUAGAUGGCAAGGCGGGUCCCUUUGUGUGGGACACGUAUUCUGAGGUGCACGACAAGGUGGUUCAUCUGGGAUCAGCGUACCGUGCUGCUGGGCUUGAUGCGAACGCCAAGGUGGGCAUCUACGGGAUCAACUCACCCGAAUGGUUCAUGGCCAUGGAGGCAUGCAACUGUCAGUCCAUGCAGUGCGUGCCGCUCUACGAUACACUGGGCGCCGAGGCGGUGUCUUUCAUUCUCAACCAUGCUGAAGUGGCUCUCGUGGUCGUGCAAGCAACCAAGCUACCUGCUUUGCUCAAGAGCCUGCCUAACUGCACCGAGAACGUCAAGACGGUGGUGAGCAUGGGGGACCUGGAUGCGGAUUCAGCUAAGGCGCUCACAGACAUGGGCAUUCGGGGAGUCAGCUGGGACGACUUUCUGAAAGAGGGAGAGGCGAAGCCAGUGGAGCCAUGCCCAUCCAAGCCAGAGGACAUCUGCACCAUCAUGUACACCUCAGGCACCACGGGCGAGCCCAAGGGCGUGAUGAUAACGAAUCAUGCUCUCGCCACUGCCGUGGCGGGCACCAAGCGGUUCUGCGAGGUCAACAACUGCGUGCUCACCGAAUCGGAUGUGUAUGUCUCUUACCUGCCUCUCGCGCACAUAUUCGACCGCGUGGCAGAGGAGCUCAUGACGCACGUGGGCGGCUCCAUUGGCUUCUGGCAAGGGGACGUGAGGCGGCUCACAGACGACUUGGAGGCCCUCAAGCCAACCUUCUUCUGUGGAGUGCCGCGCAUCUUCGACCGCAUCCACUCAGCCGUCAUCUCUAAGAUCGAGUCCACAGGCGGGCUCACCAAGAUGCUGUUCGACUAUGCCUACAGCAGCAAGCAAGCGCGGAUGGCAGCGGGAGUGAAGAUUCAAGACGCCACGCCCAUAUUCGAUUUCCUCGUGUUCAGCAAGAUCAAGGUACGGCUGGGCGGCAACGUGCGGAUUAUUUGCUCCGGCGCCGCCCCUCUGGCCCCUCACGUGGAGGAGUUUCUGAAGAUCGCCAUGUGCUGCCCCGUGGUGCAGGGGUAUGGUCUGACGGAGACCAACACGAGUGGUUUCAUCUCAUACGCCGAUCGCAUCGAGCAGGCCGGCACAGUGGGCCCGCCCAUGCCCACGCUCGAAACCCGCCUCGAAUCCAUCCCCGAAAUGAACUACGAUGCUAUCGGCAGCACCAAGCAGGAAGGAGAAUCCGGGGCAGGAGAAUCAGGGGAGGCCCAGGCGGCGCAGGCGCACCCCCCGCGGGGGGAGGUGUGCAUUCGCGGGCCGAUUCUCUUCUCGGGGUAUUACAAGCGGGAGGAUCUGACGAAGGAGGCGGUGGAUGCGGAGGGGUGGUUCCACACGGGCGACAUUGGGGAGUGGCAGGCGGAUGGGUCGAUGAAGAUCAUCGAUCGGAAGAAGAAUAUUUUCAAGCUGGCGCAAGGGGAGUAUGUGGCUGUGGAGAAUCUCGAGAACGUCUUUGGCAACUGCACGGCUUUGGAUAUGGUGUGGGUGUAUGGCAACAGCUUUGAAGCAGUGCUGGUGGCGGUGGUGGUGCCAAACAAGCCAGCGCUGCUCGAGUGGGCCAAGGGGGCGGGCGUGGAGGGGGAUUAUGCUGCCCUGUGCGCCACUGAGGAGGCAAAGAAGUUUAUUCUCGGGCAGCUGACCGACACGGGCAAGAAGGGCAAGCUGAAGGGCUUCGAGAUGGUGAAGGCGGUGCAUCUGGAGGCAGAGCCGUUUGACAUGGAGAGAGACCUGCUCACGCCCACGUUCAAGAAGAAGCGCCCUCAGCUGCUCAAGUACUACCAGGCACAAAUCGACGCCAUGUAUGCAGGUCUCAAGAAGUAA